Messenger RNA from Plasmodium malariae, 885 nucleotides. RefSeq names its product PIR protein. The record is from RefSeq and is a predicted model, not a curated record. The transcript is spliced from 3 exons. Bases 1 to 885 code for a protein of 294 amino acids. Lineage: Eukaryota; Apicomplexa; Aconoidasida; Haemosporida; Plasmodiidae.
AUGGCAUCCGGAGCUCCAGGAGAAAAUGAAACUUCCGUGACAUUAUUUCUUAAAUAUAAAAAGGAAUUUGAAACAGUUAUCCAAGAUAUUCUGAAUAAAAGGGGUGGAGAAAAUCCUGGAAGGAAAUGUGCUCUAAUCGAGCAAGAUAAACCUAAUUUUACUACACCAUGUCAAGAGGUUGGUAGAUAUUUAAUUGAAAUAAAGGAACUUCAUAAAUCUGAUAACCUCGGUCGUUGUAAUUACUUGAAUUAUAGGAUAAAUUCAGAUGUAAAUUAUAGUAAGGAUCCCGGCUGGUUUGCGAAGUAUAAUAUUUUCUCUUCCCAAUUAGAUAAUAUAUGUGAGAAUUAUAUAAAAAAAAUUGAACCUGAUAUUUUAGACAAACUUAAAGGAUUAUACAGAUAUUAUGAGUAUUUUAAUAAAUAUGAAGGUCAAGAAAGUGAUUCUGGUGGUAGCAUUUGCAAUAAUAUUAAAAGACUUUAUAGCUUUUAUAACGAUAAUUACAAAGAAUGUCAAAAAAAAACGAAUGACCCUUUUUGUGAUGAGUUAAUCAAUUUUAAGAAUGCAUAUGAUGAUAAAAUGAAUAAAUUCACUCCAUGCGAAGGUUUACCACAAACGUUACCACCUAAAGAAGAAGUAGAUUACUUAUUUUUUCCCAUUUUAACAACAGCUAUCGUAUUACUAAUGUCUUUCACUAUAUUUUUUUUAUAUAAGUUUACUCCACUGAAAUCUUGGACAUAUAAUCGUUUACGAAAAAAAAAAAUUAUUGAACUUAACAAAUUUCAAGAAGAAUCGAGAGAAUCCUUACAAAACCUUCAUGAAGAAGUAAAUAGAAACUAUGAAGGAAGUUCUCAUAAUAUAUCCUAUCAACCUCAAGGAGAUACUUGA